Acromyrmex echinatior (Panamanian leafcutter ant) is the source of this 894-nucleotide messenger RNA. RefSeq lists its product as uncharacterized. The record is from RefSeq and is a predicted model, not a curated record. NCBI's taxonomy places the organism in Eukaryota, Metazoa, Arthropoda, Insecta, Hymenoptera, Formicidae.
AUGCGUGUUGUGCGACAGAACGCGUCAGUGACGGACCUAGGACUGGAGGUCCUCCAAAAGACAGAAUGUAUGUUUUUCCACAACGGGAGGCGCGGAAGGUCUUCUCCAUCUUGGGUCCUGGUAAGAACGGUCCACGUCGGGGUGACUCCCAUAAUCAAAUAUCUGGGCCUUGAUGGCCGAUGGAACUUCAGCGAGCAUUUCACGUCGCUGGCCCCUAGGGUGGGCAAAAUGACGAACAUGCUCACCCGUCUGAUGCCCAACCUGGGCGGUCCGAAUGACUUAGUAUACAAAAUGUACGCGGGUGCCGUCCUGUAUCAUGUACGGCGUCCAAGUGUGGGCGGGACGGUGUCUCUCGCCGCGGCCACGGUCCUGGCGGGAGUGCUGCUGGCUGACUUAUUGGCCGGUGCGCAGAAGGAAGCAUAUUCCCACGUCCGGGAGAAAGGGAUCGCUCCGGCAUCAAGUGUCAUGGAUGCGAUUAAGAUCCAGGAGAGAUACCGUUCGUACGGCCAUUGGGAAAGGAGCCCACGGCACAGUGUGGCCGACUCGGUCAUACCCGGGCAACAUAUCCGGAGGUAUGUCCUCGAUGAGAGACGCGCGCCGAGCUCUGGUCGCAGUGAUUGGCGAGGACAUCUCACUCUAGGACUUGAUGCAGGCAAUGCUCCGGAGCGAGAGAAGGCGGUGACCUCCUUCUGCGAGGAGGUAAUGUCGCAGAAGGAGGCCGCUGAGCGAGAGUGCGAGCCGUGCGGGCGGGGCGCCCGCAGCGAGACCGCUGCGGAUGGCGCGGAUACUCACCCCCUUCUCGGAAAGGGGAGGCAGGGCAAGGCGCGAAGGCUCAUGUGGUCCCCGGGUCCCUCUUGGCGGGCGACAAAUGUUCGCUGGACGAACCCCUAUUAG